Molecule: messenger RNA, 1276 nt
Organism: Oppiella nova
Lineage: Eukaryota; Metazoa; Arthropoda; Arachnida; Sarcoptiformes; Oppiidae
Source: the annotation of a GenBank genome assembly
AUGCUUUUAUCGUCGACAGCAUUAGUACUACUCAUAUGUGUGGCAGUCGUCCGGUGCGACUCCAGUGCCGAACAGAAUGGCUUCGCCGGUGGUGUGAAGGGUGGACAGGGAGGACAGGGAGGCAAAGCCAAGAAAAUACAAAUUGUAUACAUUAAGGUGCCGCUCUCGAAGGUUCUUCAGAGUCCUAACGAUGGCUACAAUACCGGUGAGAGAGGGUAUAGUGAGGGAGGGGGUGGAGGAGGAAGUCAGGGAUAUGACGGUCCCAAUGGAAUACCCGGUGAGGGAAGAGUUCCCACAUUUAGCGGCAAUAAUAUCGGCGGUGGGGGUAGUGGUGGGUAUGGAGGAGGAGGUGGUGGUUAUGGCGAUAAUUACGGCGCUUCCAAUCAGAACAGCUACGACUCCGUGAAGUCGAGUGGACCGGAGGGCUGGGCGGGUGGCCAACAGAAUGUCAUGUUUGCCAAUCAGGAGGGCUUCGCAAACAACGGUCCCAAAGAGCCGACAAACUAUGGAAAUGACGCCAAUCUGGGUAUGGCUUACGGCGCCGCUGUUGGCAACGCUUUGCCACAAACUCAAAACUUUGAGGACUCAGGAAACUAUGGACAGGAGAGUCAGAACUCCGGGUACGCCCACUCCAAUCAAAUCAAUUACGAAUCCAAUGGGGGUUACGGGCAGAACCCGCCCUACAAUAGGCCACAGAAUGACGGCUAUGGCGGCGGCGAUGGCUAUGGGGUUGACAGCUAUGAAAAGGGAAAACUGCGACCGAAAGGGAACCAACACUACCCCAAAAUGAUGGCCAACUUUAGGCCGCAAAUACCCAUUAUGUCAACUCUGCCCUCAUUUUCGAUGAAAGGCUUCAAUAAUCCACAGUUUGCCACAAGUUUUCCCACAUUUGGCGGUCAGUUCCCGACGAUGGGCGGCAUUACGGGCGUCAGCGGUAUAUCAGGCAUCGGAGGGCUCACCGGCGGUAUGAAGGGCUUCGGUGGCAUCAAAAGCAAGUUAUCACUGCUUUUGGGCAAUAAGUUCGGAAUGGGAGGCACCGGAGGACUGUUAGGCGGAAUGAUGGGCUGGGAUUAGACACCCGUCCCAGACAUUGAAGUACAAGAGUCCAGUCAUUAAUGUGCUAUAUUUUUGAGUCAAUUAUGUGGUUCCCUAUUGUCGUCCGUCUGUAUUAAUACCUGUCAUUGUAUUUGAUGUUAAUUUUUAUGUGUUUUAAACCUAAUGACGAUAUAAUGUACUAAUUUUAUAGUCACUUAUGUUUCAUGUUUUGUGAUCUCCU